Messenger RNA from Phycodurus eques (leafy seadragon), 5340 nucleotides. RefSeq names its product sorting nexin 1a (gene snx1a). NCBI's taxonomy places the organism in Eukaryota, Metazoa, Chordata, Actinopteri, Syngnathiformes, Syngnathidae. Gene Ontology annotation, biological process: early endosome to Golgi transport. The record is from RefSeq and is a predicted model, not a curated record. Bases 664 to 2985 code for a protein of 773 amino acids. The transcript is spliced from 15 exons. Gene Ontology annotation, molecular function: phosphatidylinositol binding. Gene Ontology annotation, cellular component: endosome; endosome membrane.
CACAGUUUUUGUCCAAAUAGUUUGUUGUGUCGCUGUAGGCUGUUCCGCUUGUCAGAACAGAGACAGAAAGACUAUGUAUUUAUUUUAAAACAAAAAUAAAGUGACAAUUUCUUUUCGUGUUCCUUUAUGGUAAGUAGUAGCUAGUCGCUGUCAAAUAUUGCUAACAGUCAAUUGUUUUAGCGUGUUAAAAAUUAACUCGUACUUGACGUACUUCCCUAUUGGCUGGGAUGACGUGUCAAUAAAGUUUAUUCAACGAAAAUACAAAUGCAUGUAUUAAAACAUAUAAUUUCAUAUUAGGUUAACAUUAUGCGUUAUUAAACACACUGAGGUUACUUUGUUUGUUUAUGAAUAUUGAAAGGUGCCAGCGCACAUAGCUGGCCAAGACCUCUUUGCGCUAGCAGGUUAGCUCGCUAAGCUAACCAGGAAGGACGAAGUGACAGCGGCGGUUUAUUAGCGUCGCGCCCCCCUUCUGCCCUCCUCCUGCCUCGCUCCACUGUCGACUUCGGAGCACUUCCACCGUCCCCCGGGCGCCACUUUCCACAGACGUGUUUGCGUGCGCUCGCAUGGGCAGCGGAGGAGUACACCGAAAUCUUCCGAAAAGCCCACGCUCUCCGUCGUCUGUCGUGCCUCGUCUCUCUGUCAAGUUUUUAAAGCGAAUUGAAGAUGGCGACCAGCUCGGAGCGCAGUCCUCCUCCGUUCCCUGACUCCGGAGACGCCGCAGGCCGAGGCAGCGAUGAAGACGACGGAGACGACCUCUUCAUGAGUGUGAGCGACUCCUCACUUAGCGAGUUGCCGUCAGUAAGCCGGCCCAGUGACGAUUUGACGACUCCUCCCAGUGACGCCACAAGCGACCCCACGAGUGACCUCAUCAGCAGCGGGUCGGAAUCCAAAACGCUGAGCGACAAUUUGACGACACCUCCCAGUGACGUCAUGAGCGACGCGGUUGGCAGCAGCUCGGGAUCCAAAACGCCGAGCGAGCCUUCCGACGAGUUUGAUGACCUCGCAGGCAACUGGAUGAGUCCGGCCGUCUCUGUCGCUUCCAGAUGUGAAGCGAGAGCCUCCAGUGAAAACCCUUUUAACGAUGAUUUCGUUGACAUACUGGGAAGCGAAACUGACCCACAGCAACAGGAAGUUGAGGUCGAGGAUGCGGGUGAAAGCCGGUCGGAUGAGUGUGGUAACGCAAAAGAGGAAGUAAAAAAAAACGCACAGCUUUUAGACGUCAGUUUGUCAGUGGAUCCCGCACCACAGCUAUCUAGCAAAAUAGUCGACCCUCUAGCCGACCUCUUUGACGAUCCUCUCCCCGCUGCGGGCCAGAAGCAAAGCGCUGCCGCGGACCUGUUCGAAGACGAGGGCAGCGACUUGUUCGCCGACCCGCGGCAAAUCAGAUCCGCCAGGCCGCCGCAGAAGAUCCUCUUCAGCGAGCCUGAUGAGGAUCUGUUCGGGGAGCCGCUGGGCACCAAGAAGAACCCCGCCGCUGAAGAGCCGCAGGCCGAGCCUCUCGCAGACAAGUCUCCGAGCGGCGACGGCAAAGCGGGCCGGGGACCGCUGCUGGGGCGUAACCACGGCGACCUCUUCACCGAGGAAGCCGUCGCCCCCAGCGACAGCUCUCGCCUCAACUCCCGGACGAACGGGGUCCAUGUGGAAGAAAGCUCUGAUAUAUUUGCAGAAGCCACAGUGGAGCUGUCUCUCGACAGUCCGCGGAGCGAGAGGAAGGACGCCACCGUCGCCAAACCUUCCUCGUCGGCUCCCGCCGUGCCAAGCGCCGCCAGUGUGUCCAAGCCUCCGCCGGCUGUGCUGGAAGAACUGGAAGAAGAAGAGGAGGAGUCAGAGCUUGAAGACAAAUUUGACAUCACCAUCUCUAUUACCGACCCAGAAAAAAUAGGGGAUGGAAUGACCGCCUACAUGGCCUACAAAGUGUCCACUCGGACCACGUUGUCCAUGUUCUGCAACAAGACGUUCACGGUGCGCCGACGCUUCAGUGACUUCCUGGGCCUGUACGAGAAGCUCUCUGAGAAGCACGCACCCAAUGGCUUGAUCGUGCCCCCUCCGCCGGAGAAGAGCAUCCUGGGUAUGACCAAGGUGAAGGUGGGAAAGGAGGACUCGUCGUCCGCGGACUUUGUCGAGAGAAGAAGAGGCGCCCUGGAGAGGUAUCUUCAGAGGGUGGUCACUCAUCCUUCGCUUCUCCAAGACCCCGACGUGCGAGAGUUCCUGGAGAGAGAGGAAUUGCCCAGAGCCGUGAGCACGCAGGCUCUAAGUGGCGCCGGAUUCUUGAAAAUGAUCAACAAGGCGACGGACGCCGUCAGCAAAAUGACCAUCAAGAUGAACGAGUCCGACGUGUGGUUCGAGGAGAAGCUGCAGGAGGUGGAGUCAGCAGACCAACAGUUCAGGAAGCUCCACGCGCUGGUGGAGUCGCUGGUCAUCCACAGGAAAGAGCUUUCUAUGAACACGGCGAGCUUCGCCAAGAGCGCCGCCAUGCUGGGCAGCGCGGAGGACAACACGGCGCUGUCCCGAGCCCUCUCGCAAUUGGCUGAGGUGGAGGACAAGAUGGAGCAGCUACACCAGGACCAGGCGGCCAACGACACCUUCUGCUUCGCCGAGCUCAUUGCCGAUUUCAUCCGACUGCUCGGUGCCGUCAGGGGCUCAUUCGACCAUCGCAUGAAGGCGUGGCAGCGCUGGCAGGACGCGCAGAGCACGCUGCAGAAGAAGCGUGAGACCGAGGCCAAACUCCAGUGGGCCAACAAGCCCGACAAGCUGCAGCUGACCAAAGAGGAGAUCGCAGAGUGGGAGGCCAAAGUGACGCAGUACGAGCGAGACUUUGACAGAGUGUCAGCCACCGUGCGCAAGGAAGUGGUCCGCUUUGAGAAAGAAAAAGCGAGGAAUUUCAAAAGACAGAUCAUAAAAUAUCUGGAGAAUCUGCUCAAGUCCCAGCAACAGCUGAUCAAGUACUGGGAGGCCUUCUUACCCGAAGCGAAAGCUAUCGCCUGAGUGGGGGCGCUUCUCUACUUGGCCUUUUCUUUUUUGUCCUUUUGGCUCACACUUGACCUCUCGCCUUUAAAACCUAGGGAGGACGUGUGCGCAUUGUUGUAAAAAAAAAAAAAAAAGUUUACAAUCAACCCUUUUCUAAAUCAACCUUUAGCUCUUUAUAGCUAUAUUUCCCUAUCAUGUAACCUUCCGCAAAUAUUUUCUUAUAAAACAAAGAAGGCGCGCGACCCGUUUAUUCAGGGUUUGUCGUUUACAGCACGUAGCCCUCUGGCUAAACGACUCAAAAGGGAUAAAGCUGAAAUUUUGUUUGGAUUUAAAAAAUAAAUAAAUAAAUAAAUAAAGUACUUCAAUACCAGCUGUCUUGGGUUAAACGUGUUUUUGAUGCUGCGAUGGGCGAAGAGCCAUUAGAAUCGCUGGGACGUGCACACAAUCGCCUCGUACGUUUGACGUCACUUGUAUAUUAAAAGAAAUACGAAUAACAAAAAUGACUUCACAUAUCUGUGCCUUCUAUAAAGGAACGGACGCGAUGAGACACUUUCGGGCAACGUUACGAAUGCCGAAGUUUUUUUUUUUUUUUUUACAGUGCAUAUUUGCUUAAGGCAUUUUCCUCAUCUACUGUACGAAGGAGUAUUUGGAUUACACUACAGCGGGAAAAAUAUCGGAUUAAAAGUCAUACAAUAUUUGCAAUUGCUACGAAUGUUACUGGUUGAUAAGACCUAACUAUUUCACAUGCGAAGACAUGGAAAUCACAACUUAACUGGUUGUAAAGUUUACGUUUUUUUUGGGGGUGGGGGGGUUGGUAGUAACCAACCUUAUGAACAAAAAGGUUUGUGUUAUAUCUCUCCAUUUGCUGCAUUGACACUAACAUGAAAAGAGCCGCGAAAAUGUUAUGAACAAUACUGGUUCACGACGCAACAAACAACAAAAGUAUUGAUGGUAAUAUUUGUGGUGGGGUCGUGGUUCUCUGACUUUUACCUGCUUUGCAAGCAGCAACUCUUACAAACAACAACAAAAAAGCAUUUUUCGGGUUACAUUAAAACAGAACAAACAAUGUUGGUGAGAGUUGACCACACAACAAAAGUAAAAAUUUUACACGCAAACAUUGAAAUUACAACGUGACUCAUUUAUCAGUAAAUCAUUUUUUUGUUUCUGUUAAUUUCAUCUGUCUUGCUAGCAACAAACAUUACGAACAAACUUACGUUUUUUUUUCAUUAGCAUCUUUUUUUUCUUCUGUUGCCUGAAGGUGUAUUUGAAUUACGCUUAACGUGACAAAAAUCGAUAAAAUAAAAAGGGUUGCGUAGAUCUAAUUGUUACGAACGUUAAUGCUUGACAGCCACAUUUCACCCACAAAAAAUUGAAACUACAACUUGACUCAUUUAUUGUAAAAUGUAAAAAAAAUUGUUGCUGUGAAUUUCUUUCUGAUAGCAGCAAACAUUACGAACAAAGGAGUUUUUUUUUUUUUUUAGUGCAUGAUUUCCUUUAUCCUUUUUCAAAUUGCACAAACAAAAUCUGAUUUAUUGGUCAUACAAAAUUUUGAAAUAACAUAGUUACAAAUUAAAUAAACUAUUUCACCCCAAAAAAAAUUAAAAUUACAAAUUCUAAAUUGUACUCUUUUGGAUUUUAAUUUUUUGGGGGGUAAAAUGCCGUCCUUAUUUUACUGUAUUUAAUAUAGUUGUUCAUUUGUGUUGAUUUUUCUUGCAAAAUUAUGACUUUAUAUUCAAAAUAUAUAUAUUUUUUUUUUACCCCUCUUGUAUUUUUGCCAUUUUGCUCAUAACAGCCCUUUUAUUUUCAUAAGACUUAUCGUGGCCCAAAUAUUCCUUAGUACUUGUGGACAAAAUAUAACAAACAUGAAUAAUGUUAAAUGUCAAACAAGCAUUUUGUUGUUGUUAAAAGCAACGUAGUGUCAUGACAUACUGUUGAGAAGGAAUCUUGCUGUACAAUCAAGUGUGCGUCGCGGCUAACAUCCAGAAACAUCCUGACACUGAAAAUAUAUUCAACGUAUAGAUAUAUUUACAUGUUAAAAUUUUCUUUUAUAUAUAUAUAUAUAUAUAUAAAUUUUCCUUUGCAAGUCUCAUCUAUCAUGAAUUAAGUCGGACAUUAACUAAAUAAAAUUAAGUGAGGAAAAUGUUUAAUAGCUUGAAUUUUGACAUUUGACCAUGAUGCUACGCUAUGCAAUUCUUUAAUGACAACCUUUCACCUAAUAGGUUAAAUCACUGCAAUGUUUCACCGCGCCGGGCGCUGAAUGAAAAGCGAUAUCGUAGCAGGAAAAGAAAUGUCACCAAUGUACACCUGUGUCAUGGAAAUUGCCUUGGAAAAGAAAUCAAAUAAAAGUUGCACUGUUUACACUUGGAUAUUUCA